Messenger RNA from Aethalodelphis obliquidens (Pacific white-sided dolphin), 2957 nucleotides. It is a transcript of the gene ELL, whose product is annotated as elongation factor for RNA polymerase II. The record is from RefSeq and is a predicted model, not a curated record. NCBI's taxonomy places the organism in Eukaryota, Metazoa, Chordata, Mammalia, Artiodactyla, Delphinidae. Gene Ontology annotation, biological process: transcription elongation by RNA polymerase II; snRNA transcription by RNA polymerase II; positive regulation of transcription elongation by RNA polymerase II. Gene Ontology annotation, cellular component: transcription elongation factor complex. The transcript has 13 exons. Gene Ontology annotation, molecular function: cis-regulatory region sequence-specific DNA binding. Bases 241 to 2004 code for a protein of 587 amino acids.
GGGGGCGGGGGAGCGAUGGUCGCAAGAUGGCGGCGCUGAAGGAGGCUCGGAGCUACGGGCUGUCGUGCGGGCGAGUGAGCGACGGCAGCAAGGUGUCCGUGUUCCACGUGAAGCUCACCGACAGUGCCCUGAGGGCCUUCGAGAGCUACCGCGCCAGCCAGAGUCAAUUCCUUGAGGAGGGAUCUGCUGACAGGUCCUGCUUGGAGAAAACUGGAUUUGACCUGCAGGAUUUCAAAUGUCAUGACCAGAGGGUUGACGGGGCUGCUGUUAAAGGACUCCAUGACAGACGUCUGCGUGGACUCUGUUUCACUGAGACCUUCGAUCCGAUUUCAAGGAAGUCAGGGGCACAUCUCCAUCCCCCAGCCUGACUGCCCCACGGAGCCGCGGACGUUCUCCUUCUACCUCUCCAACAUCGGCCGUGACAGCCCCCAGGGCAGCUUUGACUGCAUCCAGCAGUACGUCUCCAGCCAUGGGGAUGUCCACCUGGACUGCCUGGGCAGCAUCCAGGACAAAAUCACAGUGUGUGCCACCGACGACUCCUACCAGAAAGCGCGGCAGAGCCUGGCACAGGCUGAGGAGGAGACGCGGAGUCGAGGCGCCAUCGUCAUCAAGCCCGGAGGCCGUUACCUGGGCAAAAAGGUUCAGUUUCGGAAACCGGCCCCGGGGGCAGUGGAUGCUGUGCCCUCCCGGAAGCGGGCGACCCCCAUCAACCUGGCAAGCGCCAUCAAGAAAACCAGCGCUGGCAGCGUUAGCGGGGGCAGCGGGGUGUCUCAGCGGCCCUUCCGUGACCGGGUGCUGCACCUCCUGGCGCUGAGGCCCUACCGGAAGGCCGAGCUGCUGCUGAGGCUGCAGAAGGACGGCCUGGCCCAGGCGGACAAGGACGCGCUGGACGGCCUCCUCCAGCAGGUAGCCAACGUGAAUGCCAAGGAUGGCACGUGCACGCUGAAGGACUGUGUGUACAAGGAUGUGCAGAAGGACUGGCCCGGCUACUCAGAGGGGGACCAGAAGUUGCUGAAGCGGAUGCUUAUCCGGAAGUUGUGCCAGCCACAGAGCUCAGGCGGCCUCCCUGGGGACCUUGCGGCCAACAGUCCUCCGGGUGAGCAUGGGAGCUCAGCCUCACCCCCUCAGAAACGGCCACAGCCUCCUGAUUUCAUCGACCCUCUGGCCAACAAGAAACCCAGGAUAUCGCACUUCGCCCAGAGAGGUCAGCCUGCAGUCAACGGGAAACUGAGUGUGCCCCACGGCCGUGAGGCCCUGCUUCCCACCCCGGGCCCACUGGCUGGUACAGACGCCCACCUGCCCCUGCGGCUGGACCCACCACGGGCCCACGACCCCCUGGCCGACGUCAGCAACGACCUGGGCCACAGCGGCCGGGAUUGCGAGCGUGGGGAAGUGGCCGCCCCGGCACCUACUGAGUGCCUCAGCCUGCCCCUGCUGACGGACUGUGCCCAGCCCAGCAGGCCCCACGGCGCCUCCUUGCACGGCAAGUCCAAGAAGAAAUCCAAGAAGCACAAAGACAAGGAGAGGGCGGCUGAGGACAGGCACCGGCCCCGGCCGCCAGACCAGAUGUCGGGCCCCCUUGGAGCCCCACCAGUCGCCCCGGGUUUAAAUGGGACCUGCAGCAGCUCAAGUGUUCCCACGUCGACCUCGGAGACUCCCGACUACUUGCUAAAAUACGCCACUAUCUCCUCCUCGGAGCAGCGCCAGAGCUACAAAAACGACUUCAAUGCUGAGUAUAGCGAGUACCGAGACCUGCACGCCCGCAUCGAGCAGAUCACGCGGCGCUUCACGCAGCUCGAUGCCCAGCUCCGGCAGCUCUCCCAGGGCUCCGAGGAGUACGAGACUACUCGUGGGCAGAUUUUACAGGAAUAUCGAAAAAUCAAGAAGACCAACACCAACUACAGCCAGGAGAAGCACCGCUGCGAGUACCUGCACAGCAAGCUGGCCCACAUCAAGAGGCUCAUCGCUGAGUACGACCAGCGGCAGCUGCAGGCCUGGCCUUAGCUCAAGGCCACAGGGCAGGAGGCCCCACCCAGCCAGCCAGGCCAGCUCACCUCACCGGGCUGACCGUUCUGGAUGGUGGGGGAGCUGGGGGUGAGGGGGAGCUGAAGAUGAGGAAACGAGAUUUAUUUGGAAAAAUAAACGUGAGGAAGACGCAUUCAUCUGAGCCAGGAACGCCGGCUUUCAGGGGAGUCCCUGCAGCCCUGGCGCCCACAGGUCACACAGACCCAGGUGGGGUGUCCACCUCCCCCGGGGCCCCACACACCUCCUGAGCAGCCUCCCCACCCAGAUGGGCUCCCCAAGAGGCCCACCUCCUCGCCAGCCCCACCCCCCGCCCCCCAGGGGCUUCAGCUUCCUAUCAGUGAAAGACUCCAAGGCCGGCCUGCCUGCCUGCCUUUUCUAGUUUUAUACAAAGACAGCCACUUUUAGCUACUGCUUAUGAGACUUGAGUCUAUUUUUAUACGAAAGAGAAAGCAUCUUUUUUCUAAACCUGUGCCUCCCCUCCUUGGACGCCCAGGGUCUAGGCGCUGCCCUGUGUCCUUUCUACAGUAUUACAGAUGCUCGGGAAGUUCGGCGUUGUUCUGCGAGCUCCAGGGCUCCCAGGAGAGAACCCGUGGUGGGCGGGCAGGGGUGCCUCUCCCACGCUGGUCUCCCUCACACACAGCCUCUCCCUGGCUCUAAGAGGGUGGGCAGCGCAAUGCGACCCCCGCAGCUCUAUUUGGAAAACUCCAGCUGGUCCAGGAGCAGCUGCUGGGAGCCACCAGGCCCACCCUGCUAUUCCAGGCCCUCAGCUGUCAGGGGUCACUGGGAGUUUCUGUGCUUGUAGCCCGCGCUCUGCGGCAGCAGUGUCAGAUUUUAUUUUACUGUCUUCUCAAUUCUCCCCUUUGCUGCUGCUCUUCGUUUCGCACUGUUGAGACCAAGUGGUCUCCAUGCUGUUGACCUCGCCCCGCCCCUCA